Messenger RNA from Pieris brassicae (large cabbage white), 3939 nucleotides. RefSeq names its product B-cell lymphoma/leukemia 11B (gene Cph). Lineage: Eukaryota; Metazoa; Arthropoda; Insecta; Lepidoptera; Pieridae. The record is from RefSeq and is a predicted model, not a curated record. Gene Ontology annotation, biological process: regulation of transcription by RNA polymerase II. Gene Ontology annotation, cellular component: nucleus. The transcript has 5 exons. Gene Ontology annotation, molecular function: RNA polymerase II cis-regulatory region sequence-specific DNA binding; DNA-binding transcription factor activity. Bases 322 to 2919 code for a protein of 865 amino acids.
CCAGAGCGGGCGUCCGGCCGCACCUGCCACACCGCUUCGCACGCGAUAUACAUCGCGCCAAUUCAAAUAUUUAGUUUAAUUCAAAAAUCAUUGUGAUGUGGAAGUGUAAAAUAGAUAGGACAUCCAAGUGUUAGUUAUGAAAAGAAAAAAGGCUUGAGGCUUUAUUUUUGUUAUGGAACGGACUGUACCCGGGUCCGCUUAGCUUUUGAGAUAAUUCUGACCGACGGCGGCCCAAGUGAAGUGAACAAACUGUCGCAUGAUAGCAAGAUUUAGAUAAAGAUUAAGGAUAAAGACGAUCUAAAAAUAGGUGACCAAAUCAAAAUGAGAAUCAAGAUGCCUGCUGUACGCAUCGCGCAAGCGGAUGCGGACAGUGCGGCAGAGGGAGGUGGCUCUCCUACACCGGGGGUGCCCGCAGACACCCUCACGUGUGGUGCUUGCCGCCGGGCUUUCGCCCUAUCUGACAUCGUGCGGUUCAUACAACACAAAGUCUCUUCCUGCGACAAGGAUCUCACCACCUACCAUUGCUUUAGCGCUGGUCCAAAUUCCGACCCAGAAGAUGGUUCAAGACCCGGACAAUUAAGUACUGGAAGUGGAAGGAGACCAUCACUCCUGACUGCAAGAAGGCCGCCCAACAGUCGGGUUCACACCCCACCACUAGCCAGUCCAUCAAUAGCACCGCCAGAUUUAUUGGAAGAUGGUGGAGCUUCCAGCACACCUAAAAGAUUAUUAGAUGAUGCCGAUGCAGAGCAGUCAACUCCAAAAAGAAGAGCGUCGACAUCCCCAAUGCCAUCCAGCUCACCUGAUGAAGACAUCAAACCGAAAAUCAAACAAGAACACAUUAUGGACACAUCAGGCUCACCCGACGACCAAAAGAAAUCCAGAAUAGACGUUGCUGAUGCUGAGUCUAACACAAUGCAUAGUGAGCCAAGUAACUACGUAUGCUCCACCUGCAAGGCGCGCGUGCACUCUGCUUGGCGGCUGGUGCAACAUGUCCAGCACGUACAUGGCGUGAAGAUAUAUGUGGAGAGCAUGCCUCAACAGCUACUCAACAAACAGAAUCACUCAAAUUCAAGCACAUCUUCAAGCAGCUCCGGCUGCUCGUCGUCUAGCGCACCGUUGCCACCACCGUCACUUCGUCACCACCCUCUGCUACCUCCGCCAGAUAUGCAUUCCCCUUUUGGAGUUGGUGGGCUGCUAAGAAUGCCGCUGCCUGGUAGCUUACCACCUCUUGCUCAUCCAUCAGUACCUCCAGCGCCACUAUUUGCUCGCCCCAACCACCACGACCAUCGAUUUAGAAUGGAACAACUCGUUUCGGAACAAUUCCGCCACCAUGGUCUCAAUUUAGCUGCUGCUGCUGCGGCCGUUGCAGCAAACUCCCUCCCACCACAUCAAGCUUUUCCUUCACCGGCUGAUCGGCCACCUGUAAUACCUACCUCGCUAUCAGCUCGUGAUAGACAGCCCCCAGUAUCACAGCCUCUUUCAUUGGAACCCCAGCUGGAUUUUUACUCGCAGCGCUUGCGGCAACUGGCCGGUACAACCAGUCCAGGGGCGGCCACAGGCAAUUCCAGCUCUCCUAGCCCCAGGAAGCAUUCUCCUCCGUUCGCUUCCCCGUCGCCUUCCCGAGUAGGACAAACUCCACCGGUGGGCGCCGGACCCGGAACGGUGGACGCGCCACGUGAAGCAACACGGGCGCAUAGUUCCAUAUCACCUGAACGUCGAAAUGAACCACAAACAGCUGACGCUCCACCAGCAGAUCGAUCUUCAUCGUCCCCUCCAAACAAACGGACCGAUGAAGCUAACCACACUUGUGAAUUCUGUGGAAAGAAAUUCAGGUAUGAAAACAGUUUAAUGGUUCAUCGGCGAAUUCAUACUAGAGAAAAACCUUUUAAAUGCACUGAAUGUGACGAAGCUUUCGAGAAAAGCUCAAAAUUAAAACGCCAUAUGAAAGUACAUCGUCCCGAAAGCAAUACAGAAGAGGGAGGUGAAUCAGCUGGGGAUACCGGUGAAGAUGACACCGAAGAUGAAAUGGAGGAUGAAGAGCUGGAUGGCGAAGAGGAAGAGGAGAACGACGACGGGGAGGAGGUGGAAGAGGCCGAGGACCUAACUGUAUCAAAUAGCAGUGUACCUUCGGCCCCAACCAGAAAACAAACACCUGUGUUGCCAGCCCACCCGCCUACUGCAUCUGUUGUUGGUGAACUUAUGGACAAAUUUGGUCUCUCCAACAUUGCCCAAUACAGUGAAGCUUUUAAACAAGCUCUACAGGAAUCUGGUAAUUCGUUAAAAUGGCAACUGGCUAAGGACCGCGACAAUAACAACGGGCCUCCAUCUGAUAAACCAAAUGGAAUGCCUCCAUCUGCGGCAUUACGAUUAAAAGAAGAAUUCGCUAAAAUGCCCCCACAACCUCAUCCCCUAUUCAAUCCUUUUGAGAGCCCAUUUGAAGCAUCAAAACGAAUGAAACUGGAGAUGGAUAGAGGUGAAGGAUGGUGGUUACCUACAUUACAUGCUCAGAGGCCUCCAGAAAAUAUAUUUGACGGCCUUAAAAAUAGUAGCAACGGUCUUCUCCAAAACCCACUAUUAAAAACAAAAGAAAGCAGACGUAACGACACUUGUGAAUUUUGUGGAAAGGUAUUUAAAAACUGCUCAAAUCUGACUGUUCAUCGGCGAUCACAUACUGGAGAGAAGCCAUAUAAAUGCGAGUUGUGCUCCUACGCAUGCGCACAGAGUUCAAAGCUGACGAGGCAUAUGAAGACGCAUGGUCGAUUAGGUAAGGACGUCUACCGCUGCCGGUUUUGCGAGAUGCCUUUCUCAGUUCCAUCGACACUUGAAAAGCACAUGCGAAAAUGUGUUGUCAACCAAAGCAAUGGAGGCUCUCUCGCUCUGUCUGACGACUCUAAUGCGUGCCGGGAUGAGGCAUCGUGACUCUACCCCUGGGGCGGCCUACGUUUCCCACCACCUGCGCCGCCCAGCCAGAUUUUCUAGAAAAAUCAAUUUCUCGAACAAUUAUUUGCUUAUUUGCUAUAGAAAUUCAAUUUCUAGUCUUAAGAAAUCAUUGGAGUAGCAAAAUUGUAAUUGCAAUAGCUCUUAUCCUAAUGGAGGGGCAUUUUCCUUAAAAUUAUUGACAUAUCUUUUGAGCCAGUGUUAAGAAUUCCAGUUGUUGAUGUUACUGUUUAGUUAUUUUCUUUGGAGGCUGUAUGUUCUUUGCGUUACAUUUUGAUCUUCGUUUUUGAUGUGUUUUUUUAAUUGUAAAAGAAAACUAAUGCCAAAGUUAGCUACGUUGAUUUAUACAUUUAAUUUUAGUAUAGCGUCAAUUAAUUUUCGCUACGUUUAAGAUAGAGAUAGAUGUUUGUUUUUAGGAUUAUAUACAACAAUAAGAAAAUGUUUCCUAUCCUAGAUAAAUCUUGUAAAUAUUAAUGUGUAAAUGGUAUUGAUGUUCAUAUUUAUAAAUAUUUGGCAAUUUAAAAAGUUGGAGAGACGGUGAGUUUCCUGUAUCUUAAAUUAGGACAAAAUUAAACUAGGAUUAGUACAGGUAAUUUAGAAGUAAAUUUUAAUCUUGUGAGGUGUAUAAUCUAAUUCGUUUGAAAAGCCAGUUUAUUUAAGACUGAAAAUAUUCCAGCUUUUCGUUGUGAUCGUUAUCACUGGUACCUCUAGAGCUAGCGUGAUUCGGUAUACGUACUUAAUGUAAUAUAUAGAAUUUAUAUAAUUUAAGUAAAUUAUAAUAGAUUAUGUCUCCAAUUUAAAAAUCCCUUUAGUUUUCUCUCAAUGGUGUUAUUUUAAUGCCAUUCAGACAAAACAUUGUUCUUACCAAAGGAUUAUUUUAUGGGUGCCAUUUAAUAAUUCUUUGGUACUUUUCAGUUGUACAAAUUAGUCAAACACGGAUUGUUGAGGAGACAAAGUAAAUAACAAAUAAAAACUAAGACAAAUUUUAUUGUGUAACUGUGA